AUGGAAUUCUCUUGCGUUGCUGCUGGGUCGUUCCACCAGGGAGAUCCCAGAUUUACCGAGAGCAACAACGCUCAAUGCAUGGCAAAUGCAACCUGUGCCCUCGCAUGGCAAGCAUUCUGCGGCGGAUUCAGUACCAACGCUAUUGACGCUAUACUCAUGGCGGGCGAUAGCUUGUAUACACUAUCUCGCCGUGAGCAUAGCAUCACUAACCGGUAUCUGUUCCCUGAGGACCUCGCCAGGCACUUCGUGGUUGCACACCAUCGUGUUACCAUCGAAGAAAUUUCUUGUGUUUGGGACGGGUUGUAUCCGUUACGAAACGAUGGCCUAGAUGAGGUGACCUCUUCCUUGUCUUCGGUUUUGGAAGCAGCUAUGCCCGGUGACUCCGUUGAUAGCGGUUUUUUGUUUACGGGACAGUUGGUGACAGUCGCUUUUUGGCGUUUCCAAGGGCGGCUGUACCUCUUUGAUUCCCACGCGGUAAACGAAAACCGUCGUCGAGACAUUGAUGAGGCGAGAAAUAAGGCUAGGGUGUUCGUCUGUAAUAGUUUUCGUUCUCUAGCUUCCCUCAUUUUGGUGAAUUCUGCGUUCGUCGGUGGGCAGUACUCCGUCACAAAAAUAAAGUUUUCCGUCAACGAAACUCAAACUGUCCACACGGUCGACUGUUCGGACAAUGACUUAACUCAGUUAUCAGAAUCUGCCUCUGAGACAGUUGUUCAGAAAACCAAAUGUCCUGGUAGACCAAAAACAAUAAAGCGUGGUCGUCCAAAGCUUUUAGACACGACCCGAGAAGAGCAAGUGGAUGCGGCGAAGAAGAAGUAUAGGGAGACGCACGCUGACAAACUCCGGGAUGACAGUCAACGUUACACUCAAACCCACCCUGAGGUGCACCGAAAGGCUGUUCAGCAAUACGACCUGCGUAAUCCCGGUGCUUCUGCUGAGAGAGUUCAGAUUUUUCGCCUGAAAAAUCCGAAAAUGUCUGAACUUCGCUAUAUGCCCGCAUCACUUGCUCGGUCCGUAGUCAAAAAUGGCCCCAUGUCUGUUUGGAAUGGGGAGCCACUCAAUGAAAUACAACCAUACAAAUUAAAAAAAGUCAGUCUCUGGGUUGACGACGUUUACAGAUGUCGUCAUUGCCAAGCACGGCUCUUCGAGGAGGAGAAGAAUAGAAAGCAAUGGUGCUGCGGGGAAGGAGCGUUCAAUGUUCUCGACAUUCCUCCGUUGCAAGAACGCUUUUAUUCCGACCGUCUCUUCCUGGAAAGAGCCCGUGCGUACAACGACCUGUUUGCUUUCUGCGCGCUCGAAGUGUCAGGCGGGUAUCGUCAUCCCAGUGGUCUUUCUUUUUUCAAGAUCGAGGGAAGAAUGUACCACCAGGUCUACAAUCUGGACGCCCCAGGACAAAAGUUCACCACUCGUUCUGGGAACGUUCAGUUUGUGAAUCGGUCCCGCCUGUAUAUUGACGAUGGCGAAGAGCGCCGUAACAUUGCGAUGGGUAGAUCGCUUGAUACCGAGAUCAUCGACGGUAUUGCUGAUUUCCUGUCUAGGGAAAAUCCUUACAUUGAGCAUUACCGUCGAUUGAGCAACGAGCCUUCCGUAACAGCUCACUUGGCUUUUCAAGUAACAAGCAGGUCUACCCAUGGCCCUGUUCUCGGUGAUCGGCAAACAGGCGUCGAAGUGCACGCCGUGCUCAGCAAUGAUGAAAACGACACUGAGCCCCGGAGACUGACUAUAUGGAAAUCCGGUUCCGAUAGACCUACAUUUAUUGAUCUUUUACACCCCCUAAUGGAACCUUUCCAAUAUCCCCUACUUUACCCGCAAGGCACUGUGGGAUGGCACGUUGGCCGCCUUGAUAACAAGGGUGCCAAACUGACUCAAUUUAAGUACUCGCGGUGCCUCCUACUUUCUGAACCUCGCUUCUCUCACCUAGGCCGUCUCUCACAAGCUUGGCAGGUUGAGAUGUUCGCGAGGUACGAGGAGGAGAAACUGCGUUACAUUAAGUUUACGCAGCUGAAGAACACCGAUAGUGCCUUGCGGGUGGGGCCGGUUGACGAGAUUCGGAAUGCACAGCAGGUCUUGAACGACAUCGCUCGUGAUGAAACCGUCCAAGGCGAGGGUGGGGUGCAGGCAGGAAAAGUCUACCUCCCAAGUUCGUUCACCGGGGGGCCCAGGUACAUGAAAGUAAAAUACGAAGACGCUAUGGCAAUCGUAUCGCGCCUGGGUUCCCCCACUUUCUUUUUGACGUUUACUUACAACGCGACUUGGGAGGAAAACAAGAAAGCUUGCCCUCGUGGAGGUACUCGCAGUGACCCUAGCACUGCUUGCAGAGUUUUUAGGAUCAAACUUCUGGAACUUCUCCGAGACCUGCGCAGCGGAGCAAUGUUUGGACGCUCUGUCUAUAUCGUCUACGUCAUCGAGAUGCAAAUGAGGGGCCUUCCUCACGCCCACAUUGUAUUCAAGAUUGACGGCGACGGACCAGUUCAGGCGUCCGAAAUUGACUCCAUCAUCCGCGCGGAUAUUCCCUCGGAAGAAGAGGCCGGAGGCCGACUGAGAAAGUUGGUCCUCAAACACAUGAUCCACGGUCCAUGUGGUAAUGAUCAUAGGACUGACUUUCUCUGUUGGGACUCUGCAAAGGGUUACUGCACCAAAUACUUCCCUAAGCCCUGCUGUGAAACCACCCACGUCGACGAGAGGGGAUUCGUCCAGUACAAGCGAGAUUAUACCAAUCGGGGGACAAUUGUAUCACGCAAUAAGAACAUUAUCGUACAUGACGGUUGGGUUGUGCCUUAUAAUCCCGCACUGAUGUUGAAAUACGAGGCUCACAUCAAUUUGGAGCUGGCGUCUACUCGCCGCGUGAUUAAGUACCUCUUCAAAUAUCUUAUGAAGGGAGGAUCUCUCCAGAACGUCACAGUUACUCCCUUCAGUAAGCAAGAUGAUGAGGUACAGCAUUACGUGACGAAGAGAAUGGUGGGUGCCAGUGACGCGUGCUGGCGUUUAUUAAACUUUCCAGUAUCAGAAUCUGAGCCGGCUGUUGAAUGUCUUCCCGUCCAUCUGGAGGGCAAGCAGUCCGUCCUGUUUAGACCUGGCCAACUGGCAGAGGCAGCCGCUAGGAACAGCUCCAAACUCACCAUCUACUUUGACCGGCCUCGUAUUUCACUGUUUGACGACCUGACUUAUCAGGGGUUCUAUGAAACGUUUGUGGUUCAUGUCAAGCGCCCAAAAACUGCGGAGAUAUACGAGCACCCCGAUGGCGUCCAUUUUAUCACUGCCCGACAGCGUGGCGAGAAGGUGUGCAGACUGUUUUGGGUCUCACCGAGCAGGACAGAACAGUAUUACCUGCGUAUCCUGCUUAUGACUGUAUCUUGCCGUGGUUAUGCCGACCUCCUGUCCCGCGGUGGACCAAACUGCCGCACUUUUCAAGGGGUCGCGCGGCAUCUUGGCUUGGUGCAAGACGAACAGGAGUACCACUACGCACUGCGCGAGGCCGCCACUUUCAUGACUGGCCCGAGACUUCGUUCUUUCUUUGUGAUCCUCUGCAACAUGGGGGCUCCUGCAGCUCUCCUGUGGGAUGCUUUCCGUGAUUCCAUCUGCGAGGACCACAUAGAGCGUAAUCCUCUCGAUGUUGAACUGGCCUACAAGCUAGGUCUCAUCGAUAUUGAUCGGAGUCUUCGUCGGCAGGGUUCUUGCGUCGCAGAUCAUGGCCUCCCCGAUGUACACGAUGACACGACGGAGUUGGGCAGAGAACUGCUCUUACAUGGUGAAAAUCAACAGAGAGUGUUUGUGGAGGAGUGGGUGCCAAAGCUCUCUGAAGAUCAAAACCGCGUAUUUGAGUACGUUACCUCCGUUCUCAAUGCCCCUGCCAGCGGAACGUCGUCGAAAAUCAUUUUUCUUGACGGCCCGGGAGGCUAUGGGAAGACCACUCUGAUUCGUGUCGUGUCAUUCUCGCAUACGUGA
Molecule: messenger RNA, 3942 nt
Organism: Macrosteles quadrilineatus (aster leafhopper)
Lineage: Eukaryota; Metazoa; Arthropoda; Insecta; Hemiptera; Cicadellidae
Exons: 1
Coding region: 1-3942 (1313 amino acids)
Source: RefSeq, a predicted model, not a curated record